Molecule: messenger RNA, 4290 nt
Organism: Pimephales promelas (fathead minnow)
Lineage: Eukaryota; Metazoa; Chordata; Actinopteri; Cypriniformes; Leuciscidae
Gene: tbc1d10aa
Product: TBC1 domain family, member 10Aa
Biological process (GO): regulation of GTPase activity
Molecular function (GO): small GTPase binding; GTPase activator activity
Source: RefSeq, a predicted model, not a curated record
GACGCGCAUGUGCAGAACUGUCAAACGCAACAGCGAAAGAAUGGAAACUCAGCGCUAAUGUAAUCAUCGCCACCCUAACACUAAAAACACGGCUCGACUGAUGUGACAUUUACUUGAUUAUUUACCUCUCAACCAUGGGAUCUCGACCUAAACUACGAAAACAUCUCUGUUGCUGCAUCUUAACUGGGAAUCUGUUCUCUUUUCACCCUCAAACAACGGCGUGCUGAAUGAAAACAAUCCGCUGGACUCUUUGAGCGCGAGACCUGACAAUCUGUGGACUGGAAAAAUGUGAUUCAGGAAAUUCAGGCGUAGUUUCGGUCGUCCGGUUGUUUACACGUUUUUUCGGGCGGUUUUUCUGCAUAUGUAAAGUACUUUUUCAUUCGUCAUUUUUUGGGAUUAAAUUAACUGUGGGUUGGGAUAGUGACACGUCGCGCGCUAAGCUAAUUUAGCAUUUAACUCGAGUGAUUUAAACGCACAGUAAUCCGGUUUAGAAGGCGUUGUAGCUUUAAUAGACGCACAACACCUAACUUGCAUACGAAACGCUGGAAAUAAAGUUUAAAAAGUCGUGAUGGGGUCAGGUGAUGUCCUGUAAGUGAACUUCUCAGCGGGGUGUGUUCGUACAGGAUCAUGAUGGCUCAGCUGGAGAAUGGACGUGUGUCGUCUGAUGAUACUAUGAGUGUGAUGACUCUGGGCAGUCAGUUUGACGAGGAGAGCUCUUUCGGGUCGGACUCUGAAAUCAACGGAUUCACGAGCUCGAGACAAACUGACAAGUAUGGAUUCAUCGGAGGAGCCCAGAAGUAUUCAACCGAAUCGGCUCAAGAAGUGCCUUUGGAAGUGUUAAGGCACAGGGAAAUCAAAUGGUUGGAUAUGCUGAACCACUGGGACAGAUGGAUCAGUAAAAGGUUCAAGAAGGUGCGACUGCGAUGUCAGAAAGGGAUCCCACCGUCAUUGCGAGGCAGGGCCUGGCUGUACCUGUCAGGUGGAAAAGUGAAAAGAGAGCAAAACGUCGGGAAGUUCAAAGAGUUGGAUAGCAUGGAGGGAGACCCAAAGUGGAUUGAUGUGAUAGAGAGAGAUCUACACAGACAGUUCCCCUUCCAUGAGAUGUUUGUGUCCCGAGGAGGUCAUGGGCAGCAGGACCUGUUCCGGGUGUUGAAGGCUUACACCCUGUACAGACCGGAUGAGGGUUACUGUCAGGCUCAGGCUCCUAUAGCAGCGGUGCUUCUGAUGCACAUGCCUGCUGAGGAUGCAUUUUGGGGUCUGGUUCAAAUUUGUGAGAAGUACCUCCCUGGAUACUACAGUGCAGGCCUGGAAGCCAUACAGUUGGAUGGACUGAUCUUAAAUGCGCUAUUAAAGCGUGUGAGCCCUCCGGCGUAUCGGCACCUUGAGAAACACAAGAUAGAGCCCAUCCUCUACAUGACGGAGUGGUACAUGUGUGCAUUUUCCAGAACUCUACCCUGGGCGUCUGUGCUCAGAGUGUGGGACAUGUUCCUGUGUGACGGAGUGAAGAUAAUGUUCCGUGUUGGGCUUGUGUUGCUCAAAUGUAUGCUGGGAUCUCGGGAGAAACUGAAGGCUUGUCCUGGUCAGUAUGAGACCAUGGAGCUUCUUCGAGCCCUGGAGCCGCAGUACAUGCAGGAGGGCUUUCUCGUCCAUCAGGUGUUAGAGCUCCCUAUAUCCGCUCGGGAUGUUGAACGAGAGCACCGCUUGCAGCUUAAGCGCUGGCGGAAAACCCACGGCGAACUCAGCUACAAGUCCCCUCCCAGAAUGCACGGCGCUCAGGCCAUCAUGUCUGCUGAGCCACACUCCCGCCAAGACCUCCGUCAGAACCCCACCAUCGUCGUUCAAUAUCCCCUGCACUCUGACACUAAAUCCGAUUUCGCUCGCCUCAGGAAAAGAAGCACUAUCCGAAAAGCCCCCAUUCCAUUGGACGUCCCCAAUCCGUAUGCCUUACCAACAGACCCCAAACCAGACCCACUUAAAAAUAAAACACAAGACAAACAGUCCAACCGUCCUACUCCAUCACUACAGCAAUCCCUCCUCACUACACCUGAGAAGACAGAACCUUGCUCUGAUCCACCAGCCUCUGUCCCCAAUCCAUCUCCCUCUACCAUCCCAAAUCCAUCUCUCUCCAUCAUCCCAACCCCAAAUCCAUCUCUUUCUGUCAUCCCAACUCCAUCUCUCUCCGUCAUCCCAACCCCAAAUCCAUCUCUCUCUGACAUCCCAAAUCCAUCUCUCUCCGUCAUCCCAACCAUCCCAAACCCAAAUCCAUGUCCCUCUGCCAUCCCAAUCCCAAAUCCAUCUCUCUCUGUCAUCCCAACCCCAAAUCCAUCUCUCUCCGUCAUCCCAACCCCAAAUCCAUCUCUCUCCGUCAUCCCAACCCCAAAUCCAUCUCUCUCCGUCAUCCCAACCAUUCCAGACCCAAGUCCAUCUCCCUCUGCCAUCCCAAAUCCAGCUCUCUCCAACAUCCCAACCAUCCCAAACCCAAAUCCAUGUCACUCUGCCAUCCCAAAUCCAUCUCUCUCUGUCAUCCCAACCCCAAAUCCAUCUCCAAGUCUUUCUCGCACCCCGCCGCCACCUCGAAUCUCACCGGACCCCAAUCCCACACACCCCACCGAGCUCCCUCACUCCUCCAACCCGGAAGUCACAGCUGAACCCCUUUCUUUCCCUAAAAACUCAAACAACACCAACAACUCAGCCCACCUUAAAGAUCCUCCACCCACUACAGACUCCACUCCGCUUCUUCCUGUGAACGGAGACUCGGUCGCAGCUCCCGCAGUUCCUGGUUUACGUCACUCAUUUGAGAGCGUGGGUUCAGAGGACACGUACCUGUAGCUCCGACCUCAACGUUCAGGGAGAAAUCGAAUGCAGUAUUGGGAACCAGCAGCCGCUUUAUGCAUCAGGGCAACAUGGGAGGAAAAAACUGUGAAUGUAUUUGGAUGUUUUGGAGACGAUCAAUACAGUUCGAAAAAUCUUCGGCGUCAGUAUCUUCACUUCAGGAAUAUAGCAAGCGUAACGACAAGAAGGAUCAAAUGAUAUAAAGACAUUUCGGUGUCACCGUAUACACAGACCUCCUUAUUUUUUCCCGUGCUGGAACUCCACAAACGGAUCUGGAUAUUAGUUCUUCCAUUAUUCCUCAAUCAUAAGCAGAACAGACUUUAUAAUCGAAUAUGUUUGGCUUGUUAUUGUGUUAUUCGCUGCUUAACAAUGUACGGUCAUUUUGCAAGAAAUGAUACAAAUGUGUGAUUCGCCCAUCUAACAGUUUUACAUAUAGACACUCUUUUGACCACUAUUGUAAGAGUUUGUAUUCUUUUUCAGCAUCACUUAACCAUUUUAACAUGUGCAACACAUAAUAUUAAGAGCAAUGGAGCAUCGUUUCAACAUCAUGUCUGUUACCAUCGUGAGUGGCUGCAUACAAAUGUACUGAAAACACAAAUAAGAAGCAAUUUAAGUUGUAAUAUCAUUAAACUUCACUUGUGUGCAAAAAUUAUACCUUUAGGGGCAUGAGAGCAUGUCACAGUACUUUAAAUGGGACACUUUUAUACCUUUUCUACCCCUAAAAGAUGUGUACACAUUAUAUACCAUUUUUUUGGGGGGUAAAUUAAGUAUAAAGUUAUCCCUUUUCGGUUAUUGUCCCUGUAACAAGUAUUGGCUAACUUCUUGAGUUUUUUUCAUAAUCACAAAAAAAUAAAUGCAUUUUGAAUUUGUUUCUUGUGACAUUUAAUGAAACACCAAAAGAAAAAAAAGCACAAAUGUGGUAGAUGUGAUGUUGAAAUUAUUUUUGAUUGUCUCUUUAACAUGUAUUUAUUUUGUUGCUAAUAUGAGAGAAACUGAAGAGAUAUGUCAUAUUUCGUGAAGCCUACUCCAUCUCACGCCACCAGAUGGCGCACAUUCUUUACAUAAGAUUCAUUGCAUUUGCCCUGUUACAUUGGGAGUUUAUUUAGAUUCACAGAUGCUUGUACAAUCAUCAUCUGUGGAGAGAAGUAUGUUACAAAACAGCUAAAAUGUGCUGGGGUUUUUUGUUUGUUUGUUUUGGACAUGAUUCAAUGUUAUAGGGAGUCAUUUUAAUUUACGUUACAUUUUAAUAAUAGCUGAAAUAUUCACUAUUCUGUUUCAGUUUCAUCUUAUAAAAUUUUCUUUUCUUUCUCUGAACUAAUGGGAGCACUGUUUUUUUGUUUUUUUUCUUAAUUACUCAAAAACUUUGAUUUGUAAGUCUAAUAUUUAAUCAUCCUCAACAACUGACUGUCAAAUCUAUGUAGAUUUUGUACAAAUAAAAGCACUUCUAAUAAGACUAUA